AUGGAAACAAUCAGGGAUAUUAGCCCCAUAUGGUUGCCCUGUAACUGCCAAGAAGGAGAGGAAGGCGGUGGCGAGGGCGGGGAAAAUGAGGGGGGCGAAGGAGAGGAGGAAGGCCCCACCGAACCCCCACCCACUAAACGCCCUUGUCAGGAGGAAUUCUAUUCACCCAGGGGGGAGGUGAAGACAUUGAAUUACCCAAACCCUUACCCGAAUAAUGAAAACUGCGUCUACAGGAUAUUUACAGACAAGAUUGUAAAUGUUAACUUCAGCAGAUUCUCAUUAGAGUAUGACGUAAAUUGUCGAUAUGAUUAUAUCCAAUACGUGUUCGACGCAACAAACAAUAGAGAUUUAAGUAAAUCUAAAAGGUUCUGUGGGAAUGGUUUGGACAAAAUCAACGGAGGUCGACUCAGAGGACCUGGUCCCCUUAUCAUGGUGUUCGUAAGCGAUGACUCAGCUGCUGAGUCAGGGUUCAAAUUCUCGUUCGAAUUUGAGUUGACAGGACCUGACCCUUGUGAGUCCAACCCAUGUCAACACGACGGCGAAUGUGAAUCUCAUCCUGAUUAUUACACGUGCAAAUGUUCUGAUGGGUUUGCUGGGAUUAAUUGUGAAAUAGAUAUGGAUGAAUGUGCAUCCUACCCAUGCAAACACGGGGGAACUUGUGUGGACGGGGUGCGGGAUUAUACAUGCGAUUGUUUGGAGGGGUUCACAGGGAAGGAUUGUGAAACACCUCCAGAUUUCUGUGCGUCCAAUCCUUGUGAAAACGGAGGACUUUGCGUGAAUCGCAAUGUCGAUUUUGUGUGUUCGUGUCCGAGGGACUUCAUGGGGGAGAAAUGUGAAGAGCCAGUCCCUACUCCCUCCCCUCCUCCCACCCCUGCUCCUACUACUCCUGCUCCCACACAACCAGAACCAACAGAGCCAGCCAAGAAUAAACCAGCACCAGAAGUUACAACCCAGCCCCCCUCGCCCGCACCAAAGGAAGAUGAAAAAGGGGAAGCAGCACCAGCCGACCAUGAACCUCAUCCACCUGGAGAUGCAAACAACCAUAGGACCUCUGUGAUCAUCGCUGUGAUCCUCGUGCUCCUCGUCCUCUUCCUCUUGCUCGGGAUCUUUCUGUGGUAUUGGUUCAAACUAAGGAAGGGAAACCCCCAGAAGAGAGAAAAGGAAGUGACACUCAUUAAUAUGAAAACUAAGUCCGAACAUGGGCAAGGUCGUUCCGGUCAUCGAUUAUCGCGCACGACCUCGAUCAACAGCGUUACUAUGAAAGGGGAUUCCCGGGAUGGAAGAUUGUUGAACAAACUGAAGAAAAUGUCCGAGGAUAUUAUUAUGGAAGAAGUGCCUGAUGAAACGAAGAACCGUCCUCCCCACCACAUUCACCCCAGCAACCCUUACAUUGCCCCGGUGUCAUCAAUACCAAACACCAUACCUGAUACUUCAAAUUUAAGGAAAAUAUCGAUCCCAGUUUCGCAGCAUGAACUCCAUGGACUUGGUAACCAUCGCAUGGGUCCCUUCCAACCGACCAACAUUGCCCCGCACGAUGCGAUCGGGCUGCUUAAUCAACUCAAGCAAAAUAACAACAAUAAUAUGGAUUUCAAAUCAGCUUUGUCACAAUAUGGGAUUCCCACGUACACCCCCAAACCCUUCCCCUCAUACAACAUGGCCCCGUUAGCCGUAGCAAACGUAGCUAACCCCCAAAUCAACCCCUUCCAACCUGAACCAUCUUACCCCGUCGACCCAUCUUACCCCACUGACCCAUCUUACCCCACCCAACCUGACCACUCGAUGGAGUUAAGUGCGCAGGAAGCUGCAGAAGUCGUCAAUCAUUUGUUACGAAGCGAGCCGAACAAUGGGAAGCCUGUGACAUCACAAGAGGCGAUGGAGAUAAUUCGUCACGUUCGCGACAAAUCUUACGGGGAAGAGCGCCCCCCAAUGGAUCGAGAGAAGAGCAUCGUUCUUCAUCCACAUGAGGUCGCUAACAUUUUCAAUAAGUUCCGUAAUCGUCCAACCGUGACCGAAUCUGACGAACCAAUCAGAAACGAGGGAGGAAUCGCAAGUUCUUACGAUCCAUCAGACCCAGGGGACCGAGCCCCGAACCGAAUCAACCGAGAGUUCCGUGAAUGCUCCCCAAUACAAGAGGAAUCGAGCGGGGGUAAACAUGGAAACCCACGCGUUGCAUGGACGCCAGAAGCCGACCAUGAGGAACCAGUUGUUAAACGAGUUCGUAAAAAGCCGAAGCGAUUUUUGUGCGAGAGUUCAAUUGACCCCGACCAGAAAGUCCAUGAUUGGCUGGAAAGCACACCGAAGGUUAAGGGCAACAAACACAAGAAACACCGUUCACCGGUCAACUCGGUUGCCACAGAUACCGUGAUCACACGAACGUUGCCGACCAAAGUGGAUCGGAAUAAUAGGCAUUCCCCAAGCAAUGAGGAACCCCCAAGAGCCCCACGCACAAUACGACAAACAAGACGGAUGAUUCCCGACAAAUCAAUGCUUCCAAUUACAGAAAACAAAGCCAAGUCACUGGUUGAGAAUUUGAUCAAAGCUCCAUUGCAUAGCAGUCAGAAUGUGGUGGGACCCGGAUUGGGGGUUAACCGACAGAAUGCAUUCGUUGGCCCCAAUAAAAUUGAAGCUUUCUAACUUCUAAGUGAUUGAGACUUUCUGUGCCACUUCCAUGCCCACAGUCAAGUUGCUGAAGCUAUUGCAGUGUGUGGAUAAGCAGACAUAACUUUUGGUUGAUUUGGUCAUUUAUAUCCUCAUGGGU
Ciona intestinalis (vase tunicate) is the source of this 2758-nucleotide messenger RNA. NCBI's taxonomy places the organism in Eukaryota, Metazoa, Chordata, Ascidiacea, Phlebobranchia, Cionidae. The record is from RefSeq and is a predicted model, not a curated record.